Exaiptasia diaphana is the source of this 2945-nucleotide messenger RNA. RefSeq names its product alpha-dioxygenase 2. Gene Ontology annotation, cellular component: neuron projection; cytoplasm. The record is from RefSeq and is a predicted model, not a curated record. NCBI's taxonomy places the organism in Eukaryota, Metazoa, Cnidaria, Anthozoa, Actiniaria, Aiptasiidae. Gene Ontology annotation, molecular function: oxidoreductase activity, acting on single donors with incorporation of molecular oxygen, incorporation of two atoms of oxygen; prostaglandin-endoperoxide synthase activity; heme binding. The transcript has 14 exons. Gene Ontology annotation, biological process: response to oxidative stress; cyclooxygenase pathway. Bases 195 to 2366 code for a protein of 723 amino acids.
CUUAGAUUUAGAAUGCUACAAAGAUGAGUGUUACUUAAACAACUUUGAGGGGGAUCGUGGUGGGUGAGCGCGAGUCGGCGUUUAGAAUUGUACUCAGGCAGGACCCGUCACCAGGGAUACGAGUUUCAGUUCGGUUUGGGACAAGAUAGAAGCUUGCUGUUAGUCGUGGUGGUUUUGUCAACGGACAAGCAAUCAUGGAUCCCGGCCUUCUAAAGCUAAUUCAAAUGGCCUAUGUUCUAAUCAAAAAGAAUGUCCUUUGGUGGAAAAUGCCUGCUGUAGUUAUCAUGGCUUAUACCUUCUAUCACCGUGAGAGAAUGAUGGACARCAAUCUCUUUGAUUCGUAUCCAAAUCCCCUUCCCUCUACCAAAAUGAAAUGCUGGGAUCCAGUCCUCGGUCGCAGGUUAUUAGGAUGCUACAACAAAAAUAAACUUGUUGAAGAAGCUGGAUUUCAAAAAGCGUUUCAAAGCGACAGUAUCACGCAGCAAUCGUGCAUCGACGAGUGUCAAAUCAGAAAAUACCCAUACGCCGCGMUCUUCAACGGGAUUACUUGUUUUUGUGGCGAUAAACUCAUCCAGCAAAAGGCUAAAGUAUGUAAUUGUAGAAAAAGAUGCAAAGGCGAYCGGACUCAACUUUGUGGUUCGAAAAGCAAACCAGGAGAUCGGAAUGAAUACUUUUCACUCUUCAAAACAGAUUUCUGCACUGAAGAGAUGAAGAAAGCACGAACACUCGAUGGUUCAUGUAACAAUUUGAACCUUACUGUCAUGGGAAGCCAGUUUUACCGGUUUGGMAGGAAUUUCCACUACAAUGAAACAGUGCUGCCCAAUGAACAGAGACUGUUGGAACCAAACCCACGAACUGUUGCGAGGAAACUUCUGAAGCGCAAUACGUUUAAACCAGCCAAGUGGCUCAACCUGUUUGCUUUAGCCUGGGUCCAGUUCAUGACGCAUGACUGGUUUGAUCAUGGCCGGCCUAUAGUUGGAGAAGAUCAAAUUCGUGUUCCACUGGAAAAGGAUGAUCCGUUUUACACGAGGUUUAGUGGUAAUUGGUUUGUGGAUAGAACCCGACCAGAUAAUUGCAACGAAGACCCUUCCAGGCCACUAAGCUUUCAAAACUAUGUGACGCACUGGUGGGACGCAUCGCAAAUCUAUGGAAGCAACGAAGCCACAAAUCGCCGAGUUAGAAGCGGAACACAUGGAAAAUUGAAAGUKGACGAUGAAGGAUUUCUCCCACUGGAUCCGAAAACAAACAUUGAAAUUACUGGCUUUUCUGAUAACUGGUGGAUCGGCCUUAGUCUGUUACACAACGUCUUCACUCGUGAACACAACGCUAUCUGUGACGUGUUACUCAAGGAGAAUCCUUAUUGGAGCGACCAAAAACUCUACGAUACUGCACGGCUCAUCACUUCUGCUCUUAUCGCCAAGAUCCAUGUCACAGAGUGGACACCAACAAUGCUAAACGAAAAGUUUGUUGACGAGUCAGUCAAGGUUGAAUGGUUUGGYAAUAUAUCCACAAUGGUUGAGCACUACUUAGCAGCCAACAACAUCACCUUGAAUCGCACGGCGAUCCAUGGUAACAUUGGUUACCCAAGUGAYUUUGGGGCACAAGGMACUCCAUUCACUUUAACAGAAGAAUUCAUCUCCGUUUAUCGUUUUCACUCCCUUCUUCCAGACAAUAUAGAAAUACGAUCCAUCGAUACAGGGGCCAAAACAGGGAACAACUACAGCCUACCAAACUUCUCAUUUGGCAAAUCAUUCAAGGUUUUCGACAGCAAUAGAAUAGAGGACAUUUUGUUCACGUUUGGAACGGAGAACCCAGGGGCACUGGUGCUCAACAACUAUCCAGCUACUACCACUGACCUGAUAGUGCCGGCUCACCAGGGGCAUGGGCUUGAAAGGCUCAUAGACCUAGCAGCCAUCGAUGUCAUUCGUGACCGAGAGCGAGGUGUUCCACGAUACAACAAGUUCCGAGAGCUUCUUCAUCUUUCACCAGUAAAAAGGUUUGAGGACUUUGACGUUACACCGGAACAGGUCGAACUGCUAAGAAAUGUCUACAACAACGACAUUAACAGCGUUGAUCUCCUGGUAGGCUCUUUAGCAGAGCGUCGGCCGGAUGGCUUUGCCUUUGGCGAAACACCGUUUCAAGUGUUCUUGUUUAUGGCUAACAGACGAAUGAUGACUGAUAGGUUUUUCAAUGACGACUUCACUGCUGAUUACUACACUCGAACCGGAAUCAACUGGGUCAAUACACAGACGAUGAAAGACGUUUUGCUCAGAGCAUUUGCCGACAUCGAAAAGCUUGGCGAGAAAAUAGAAGACGCGAAAACGGCGUUUUUUGAUUGGGAUUUAGUUGAAAAUGUCGACUAUUGAGCGAGCAAUUACAAGCAAAAUGAAUAGCUUGCAAAUUUCUCUUUCUAUUUUCUAUUUAAUUUUUCAUCAAGUUUGUAAUUUUUCCAACAAUUGUAUUGGGACUGGACUCUCUCUUUGUACUUCUUUCCAGAUAAGUAAUAUAUUCAGCUUCAGUGGCAUCCGGGAUGAUGAGUGAUUGUCACAAUUAACUUGUAUUUUGGUUCUGAAAUUAUUAUAUUCGGAGAGAAGAAAAAAAACUUAUUGGAUUUUCAUUGGAUCUUAUUUCUGUUGAAAUUUUAAUGAUAUCAUGUUAUUAAAUUCGUAUUUUGGAAAAAAACAAACAUUAUACCAAGGGUAUAAUGCAAUUUUUAUGAAACUCGACAUUUUUAUAAUAGUUUUAGUUUAUCUGGUGAUAAGAUUGUCACACAGGACAGGGUGGAGUAAAUUGUGGCUUCCGCUGUAAUAACACGUACACGUGUUCCUUUACCUCAUUUAGUCUAAUUUUGCUUACGCCCCUGUCUCUAUUCUCAAACAGUCAUGAUUGCACCACGAGUUUUAAUUUUUGGCCACUCGUUUGUACGACGUUUGAGGCAGUUUCUA